This is a messenger RNA of Triticum dicoccoides, 2828 nucleotides long. Its product is annotated as probable L-type lectin-domain containing receptor kinase S.5. Gene Ontology annotation, molecular function: carbohydrate binding; ATP binding; protein kinase activity. Gene Ontology annotation, biological process: protein phosphorylation. The record is from RefSeq and is a predicted model, not a curated record. The coding region runs from base 191 to 2449 and encodes 752 amino acids. NCBI's taxonomy places the organism in Eukaryota, Viridiplantae, Streptophyta, Magnoliopsida, Poales, Poaceae. The transcript is spliced from 2 exons.
UCCGCCUUCCCGGUCUCGCCGUGAUCGGCAGGGAGGGAGGAAUUUCCCGUGCGCCUUCCCUUUCCCCCGGCCCGCACCACCAACUCUCACCUACGCCGCAACAUAUACAGAGCCUGCAGGGGCGACACCGUUGAUCCUCCCUCCCUCCCUCACCCGAUCCAGUCACACAACCGCACUCGCUCUCUCCACCAUGGCGUGCCACGACUCUCUCCGGCGCUUCGGCGCCAGCUGCCUCGUCGCCGUGCUGUUUCUCUGGCUCUGCGCCACCUUCGUCUGCAGCGCCAGGGAGCAGCGGCCGCUGCGGGAGCUGGAGGAGCAGGUGGUGGUGAGGAACUACGGCCCGUACGCUUCCUUCGACCGGAGCGACUCGGCCACACUGCAGGUGCUCAAGGACGCCAGCAUCAACGGUGGCGCGCUCCAGCUCACGCCGGACACCCGCAACAACGACGCCUACCUCGUCAACAAGUCCGGCUCCGUCCUCCUCAAGCAGCCCUUCACGAUCUGGCACACUCUCCCCGACGAUGACAUCGAGAUCCCCGGUGGCGGCAACGGCACCGGCACCGGCCGUGCGCCGCAGCCGCAGGCUCCGCGUGUCCGUAUCGUGUCGUUCAACAGCACCUUCUCCAUGAACGUGUUCUACGACAAGGCGGUCCCCGGCGAGGGCCUGGCGUUUGUCAUCGCGCCCUCGCUCGACAAGCCGCCUCCCGGCAGCCACGGCGGCUUCCUCGGCCUCACCAACGCGACGCUGCAGGCCGCCGGACCGUCCAAGAACCGUUUCGUGGCGAUCGAGUUCGACACCUUCAACCAGAGCCACGACCCGAGCGAUAACCACGUCGGCCUCGACAUCGGCAGCGUCGUGUCCAACGCUACGGCCAACCUCGCCGAUUUCAACAUCACCAUCGCCACGAACGCCCAGACGUCUGCCAACUACACCGUCUGGAUCGAGUACAACGGCGUGGGCCGGCGUGUCACGGUGUACAUGGGCGGCAAGGGGAAACCGAAGCCGGCGAUCCCCGUCCUGAUCAGCCCGCUGGACCUCAGCGAGCACGUCCCCGAGCAGGCGUACAUCGGCUUCUCGGCUUCCACCGGCACCACCUUCGAGCUCAACUGUAUCCUGGACUGGAGCAUGUCAAUCGAGACCUUCCCCAAGAAGGAGAAGAAGGAGUGGAUAAUCCUCGUCGCCGUCUUCGGGUCCAUCGCGGUGGUCGCCAUCGCCAUUGCCGCCUUCUUCCUGGUCAGAAUGUCGCGGGCGAGGCGGAAGAUACAGAGGAGCCAGACGCGGCUGGGGCACACGCUGAGCCACCUCCCGGGGAUGCCGAGGGAGUUCUCGUACGAGAUGCUGAGGAAGGCGACCAAGAACUUCGACGAGCUACUGCGGCUGGGGAAAGGAGGGUACGGCGUCGUGUACAAGGGGACGCUCCCUGCCGAGCACGGCCAGACGGAGGCGACGGACGUGGCCGUGAAGAAGUUCAUCCGGGAUGAUGCCAGGUGCGUCGAGGACUUCGUCAAGGAGGUGGACAUCAUCAACCGCCUUCGCCACAAAAACAUCGUGCCCCUCAUUGGUUGGUGUUACAAGAAAGGGCAACUGCUGCUCGUGUACGAGUACAUGCCCAACGGCAGCCUCGACCAGCACCUCUUCCGGCGCGGGGGCGCCCAGGAGCAGCGGGCGGCGCCGCUCAGCUGGGCGAGCCGCUACGGCAUCGUCGCCGACGUCGCCUCGGGCCUGCACUACGUGCACCACGAGUACGGCCGCACGGUGCUCCACCGCGACAUCAAGGCCAGCAACGUCAUGCUGGACGCGUCCUUCUCCGCCCGCCUCGGGGACUUCGGCCUCGCCCGCGUCAUCGACUUCGACCGGAGCUCCUUCACCGACAUCGGCGUCGCCGGCACGCGCGGGUACAUCGCGCCGGAGUACUCCGUGGGGCACAAGGCCACGAGCCAGACGGACGUGUUCGCCUUCGGCGCGCUCGUGCUGGAGGUCGUCACGGGCCGCACCGCGCUGCGCGACGACGCGAGCUGCCCGCUGCUGGUGGACUUCGUGUGGCGGAUGCACGGCCGCGGCGCGCUGGUCGGGGCGGUGGACCAGGACCUCGGCACGGCGGGGUACGACGCCGACGAGGCCACCAGGCUGCUGCUCCUCGGCCUGGCGUGCAGCAGCCCCAACCCCGGGGACAGGCCCACCAUGCCGGAGGUGCUGCAGAUCGUGUCCAAGAAGGCGCCGCCGCCUGAGGUGCCGCUGUUCAAGCCGAGCUUCGUGUGGCCGCCGGAAGGGGGAGCGGCGCAAUUCAGCCUGAGCGACAUCGAGAGCAGCGGUGGCAGCUUCACCGGCACAGGCAAUGGUUCAUCGACGCGCGCGACACAGGAGUCAUCCUACGACAGCUUCCGGCAGCCGCCCUCAGCACCAAACAACAGCCAGGAGUACUUCCCAGCGCUGUCCUCCGGCCGGUGACGAAGUUAACAUAUGUAACUGUAAAACUGGCCAUUAUAAGGUAAUCACAGUAAAUGUAAAUACAUGUAGGUAAUACGUGCUUAGUACAAUAGUACUGCAAUUGGUUUCAUUAGUUUGCCUGAGCCGGGGAAGUAGAAGAGUGGGAGGUAGGUGCUGCUCUGGCAAGCAGGAGAUUUUAGCCUUGCAGAGCCAUAUGGCAAAGUUCACUGCAGAUCGACGAGUCCAAGUGAAGCCUAAGUGUCUAAUGUGUAGUAUCAACUAGCUAGUCUUAUGAUUUUCAGAAGUGAGGCUGGUGUUGUUAAUAUGCUUUGGUUAUUUGUUUUGGUUUCUUGAGUAACAAAAGAUCGAAACAAAUGUGUGUGAUGAUGCGAAGAGGAGA